AUGUGAGCACACCGUGUGACGCAAGACUGCAUGUUAUUGGAUAAUGAAUGCAUAGAUACAUGUUGCAUGACUGGAUAUGUUUAGAACCGUCACACUUCAUCAAAUUUUUAAUGUGUAUGUCAAUAUUUAUAUGUGACGAGGGAAAAUAUAUAAAUCCGUAAAGUUUCAUGGACUAUAUUCAAAAUGUUCCGCUAAUUAGAACAAUAUAUGUGUGAGAUAUAACCUUAUUGAAAAUUGUAUUUAGUUUGAUAUGAUAAGAACACACAAAUCAAUGAUGCUGGUAUGUUUGCGUGAAAUCUAUUAGGAUGCGUAACGAGUGUACAUGUGUACCGAUAGUCUUUGAUCUAUUAGUUAUUCAAGAAGUUAUAAUGGAGGACUCGUACCAUAUUUCUCUGUAGAUAAAAGAUAGAUUUCAGAAAUGAUUUAAGAUUGGAUAGCGAAGUUUCUUCAAAUAUACAGCUAUGUCAAAGCCAGAUCGGGGCUGGGCAUGGGUGGUAGCCACAUCUUCGUUUUUUGCACAUUCUAUAAGUGGAUAUUUCCAGUGGGCUAGUGGUAUGGUUCAUAUAGUGCUGUUGGAAGCCUUCGAUGAUAGUUUGUUAAAAACGUCAUGGGUCAGUGCUUUGUUUUUGUCCUUGAUAUCAUUAGCAGGUCCAUUGACCGGUGUUUUAAUUUACCGAUUCAACUGUAGAAUAUCAAUGAUAGUAGGAUCUGUGAUGCUAACCAUUGGUCUCGUUACAACAGCAUUUGUUCCAAAUCUUAACUGGACAUUUUUGACAUUCGGACUUUUAUCAGGGACUGGUCUAGGAAUAUGCUAUAACUCUGGACUCAUUGUUCUCGGAUUCAACUUUGAACGAAAACGAAACCUAGCAUGUGGAUUUGCUAUAUCAGGAUCAGGUAUAGGUCCGUUUCUGCUGACUCCUAUUUUCCAGUUUAUUUAUGAGACCUACGGUAGAACAGGCUAUUUUAUCCUUCUUGGAGGUCUCUCUUUACAGUAUUGUGUAUGUGCUUCAACUUUCUGGGAAUCAGAAAUAGAAAAAAGAUCAAAAGAACGCAAACCUCUUCAAAAACAAAGUACUCAUGAUUCUUGUAGGCCGUAUAUAUCCAUUAUGAAAAAUAUACCAAUGUCGUGUAUAUGCGCAUGUCUUUUUUUAGCGGAUAUAAGCGUCUUCCUUCUGUAUUUACAUUUUCCAAAAUACUGUUUACAGACAUAUUCAACAAAAACAGAAAUAUCUCUAUUCAUGUCACUGGCAGGUAUAUGGAGUGCUAUAGGCAAAUUAUUGUUUGGCAUGGCGAACAACAGUCACGAUAUCGACGAAACUAUUACGCUUUUCGGAACCUUCGGGAUUUUAGGUAUUGGUACCAUAAUUUUUCCUUUCUUCCGUUAUGAGUUCUAUGCUAAAGUUAUAUAUGCAAGUGUUCUUGGCUGUUAUUCCGGUUGUUGUUGGAUUGUAUUAAACACUAUAGUGAUCUGCAUCAUCGGAAGAGAGAGAUUUGCUCAUGCCAUUGGAUACAUAAUGCUUUAUUGUGGGAUAGGAACACUUUUUGGACCUCCUCUUGCAGGAUUUAUUGUUGACUUUGGUGGAACAUAUGGUGAUUCUUUUACAGCAGCAGGUGUACUUCUACUAUGCGGAGCUUUCAUUGGACUGUUGAGUUCACUGUGUCAGAACAAAGACAAUCAGAACAAAGACAUUUAUUUAGAUUUUGAAAUAGAUAUAGAACUAACUGAAAAAGAGCAAAUGUUAAAUAUAAAAUGAAUAUAUAACUGUGACCUGUAUCCUUUAUUUCGUAUUUAGAAACAAAUGCAAACAUUCAUCCGCGUGGUUAUAUUUCGGACCAUAUGAGUAUGUGGACCAUGCGCGUAUGGUCAUAACCAUAUGAGCAUAUACUCGUUUGGUUAUUAACGGUCCGGGCUAUGUGAAUAUUUAGACCAUAUAGGUAUUUUCCAAAUAAAAUCUAUCUGCUUUCACAGGAACACAGGCUCCUAUGAAUUCAAAAUCGAUACCAGACUCAUCAGUCACACUCGAAUUAAUAAAAAUAAUAAGGCCAAAUGAAGCCGAAGUUGAAAAGCUCUGUGGAUCCAAAAUUCCGGAAGGGAAUGGAUGGAUGUAUAAAUAAACGAAUGAAAGAAUAAAAAAAUCCAACAAUAAUAC
Molecule: messenger RNA, 2150 nt
Organism: Mytilus trossulus (common blue mussel)
Lineage: Eukaryota; Metazoa; Mollusca; Bivalvia; Mytilida; Mytilidae
Product: monocarboxylate transporter 12-like
Exons: 5
Coding region: 462-1754 (430 amino acids)
Biological process (GO): transmembrane transport
Cellular component (GO): membrane
Molecular function (GO): monocarboxylic acid transmembrane transporter activity
Source: RefSeq, a predicted model, not a curated record